Suillus fuscotomentosus is the source of this 1134-nucleotide messenger RNA. RefSeq lists its product as uncharacterized. The transcript is spliced from 6 exons. NCBI's taxonomy places the organism in Eukaryota, Fungi, Basidiomycota, Agaricomycetes, Boletales, Suillaceae. The coding region runs from base 1 to 1134 and encodes 377 amino acids. The record is from RefSeq and is a predicted model, not a curated record.
AUGUCGUCGCCAUCACCCUCUGUUGAGAUACCUCAAUUUAAGGCUACAUUCAUUUCCAAGGAAGUCAAGUCUACAAAAGUCAAGGAACUUGUAUUUCAAAUCUCUGAGCCCAACUACCUCGAAUUUCUGACUAUCAUCCUCGCAAAACAUGACAAGUCACAAUACAGGGUUACUGAGAGGAAAAAGUAUGGUUUCAAGUACCUUGUUGGCAAUUCUCGUGGCCGCAUCGAAGCCAUGGAUGUUGACAACAAAGAAGAUUAUGCGGAGAUGGCAAAGAAGCUCAUCUCUGAAGAGCCUCAAAAGGUGAAAGUCUUUGUUGACAUGAAAAAUGUUGAGAAACUCCCUGUCUCUACUGCUCAAAAUGAGACUGCAGGUGAUAUGGCAAGCCAAGAUAGCAGAGCAUCAGAUGAUGAGAUUGUAGCUGUAGACUGUACUACUGAACUUGAUCGUGAAAUUGCUCGUUAUCGCAGGCUUAUCAUCAAGAAAUGGGGUAACAGUUAUGAUAACUCUGUCACAUAUGUCCACCAAAGUGGGAUGGAGAUCCCAUACCUCACUCGUGAGACAACUACCCCUUUGACACCACACCCAGCUCGAGCUCCAACCUCACUCCCUGUACCUGGAAUCAUAUCACCUCCUGCACUGACACCUUCGAUGCUCACUCGUUUUUUGAAACAUGCUGAGGACCACCUUGGUGUUGUAUUUGCUACAACAUACAAAUCUUCGCUAUGUGGUAUUGGUGCAGGGCCAGAUAUACUUGCAGAAAUGGCUGACCAGGAUCUCGUUCGAGUUGGUCUCAGUGCAGGUGAUAUUAUUCGGCUGAAAAAAGGCAGUAUUACGUGGUGGAAUGGCCCUCUUGCAAAGAAUACAGCAAAACGGCAACGCAGUGAUACCUCUGAAUCAAAUGUUCCUGAAUUGAAGAAAUUCCAGUAUGAGAGGAGAUACCAUGAUGGGGGACGAGCAUACAUCAGUGGAAGUUGUAUGAAACGUGAUGAACGUGCACCUGACAAGCAACCAGAACUUGACUAUGGUCUUUAUUACUUCUGCGAAAACAGGCAGAGUUGGGUUAUCUUCCCUCCAGGGUACACUUCUGAGUCUGAGGGUGAGCGCGAAGAUGCAGAAGAUCCUUUUAUUUAG